Messenger RNA from Austrofundulus limnaeus, 2492 nucleotides. RefSeq names its product sesquipedalian-1. Bases 1147 to 1935 code for a protein of 262 amino acids. Gene Ontology annotation, cellular component: trans-Golgi network; recycling endosome; early endosome. The record is from RefSeq and is a predicted model, not a curated record. Gene Ontology annotation, biological process: retrograde transport, endosome to Golgi; endosome organization; receptor recycling. NCBI's taxonomy places the organism in Eukaryota, Metazoa, Chordata, Actinopteri, Cyprinodontiformes, Rivulidae. The transcript is spliced from 3 exons.
UAUAUUUAAUCAGGCCGAAGUUACCUAAAGACAACAAGAGAAUUGCAUGUGUCUAUUUAACCAGUUUAUUUCUAUUGUGUUUGAGCAAAUGAUGACAUUUUAUUGGUUUUUAUAAAUUGACUGGAUCAAAUUAUUUUGGGGGUCACAACCCCUCUAAGCCCCCUGCAAAUUACGCCUAUGAGAAAACAAAUCCACUAACAAAAUCAUCUAAAUAAUCCAAGGUAAAAUACAUAGCCAAUUUUAUGUAUGCACCUACUGGUUUAGGUUUUAAUGUCAACCAUGGCAUUGAUAAACAAAAUGACUUAUGACGUAAUAAAGUCAAUUUAACAGACAUUGAGCUAAAACUUGGCAUGGUAGUCACUGAGAGUCCUCCUCAACACAUACUCUGAGCACAUGAUCACACCAUUCAAGGUUUGUCCAAAACAGCWACAUCAUCCCUCCUGUUCAACUAUUAAAUGGUCCACCGGCCUGCCAUACUUCACACGCUUAUCAGAAAACCCACAUUAAACUAAAUCGUAACAAAGUGGAAUUCACACGAGCAUUAAAGUUAAUUCAAUACAGUUCAAAUAAAAAGAUCAAUCCUAAGCUACGAUGCUAGUUGGGAUUAGCUUUAAAAUAUGUUAGAGGUGGAGCAACAACCUCACCUUCCGAACCAGGAAGCAACGCGCGCGCCGCACACACACACACACACACACACAUACAGGGAGGAAACUCACACUGCAACACACACUCCAGAAAGGUGAGUAAAAAGGAGAAGAUUGGAGAAAUGUUCUCACUUCCUCUUUUCACAAGUUAAACCGUGUGUUACAACUGGACACUGAAUCCGAGCCGUGUGUUUACAGCCAGGGGUAUUACGGUGUCGUCUGAUUGGCACCAUUCCAGCAAUUUACAGUAAAAAUAUAUAUUAUUUCCUGUUAGGAAAAUGACACUGAUGCUUGAGGAGCAAUAUAAAUCUACCAUGUGCUGUGUUAAGAGUUCAACACGUGGAAAAUGUGUUUUUUUUUUCUCCUGCAGAAAUGAUCUGGACUCUGAUUAAACAAGACAAAUAUGCAGCAUCAGAUGCGGAAGUACCUAACUUUGUCAUUUUUGUUUGUCGUCUUUUAUAACUCGUGGCAGCUUGAGUUUUGAGCCCCCUGCAAUGUUGAAAUGAAGAUUGAUGAAAAAGUUGUCAGCUACUUUGAAUCCUGCAGCUCACCUGUGGACAAGGAAGGGUACCUCUCCAAAAAGGGUGAGAUAAAGACUUCCUAUCAGAAGCGCUGGUUUGUGCUGAAGGGGAACCUCCUCUUCUACAAGGAUCGGCCGGCAGACAAGGACGUGAUAGGCGUGAUUGUUCUGGAGGGCUGCACCGUCCAGCUGUGCGAGUCCGAGGAGCAGUUCGCCUUCUCCCUGGUGUGGAGCGAGCCGGGCCUGAGGACGUACAAGUUCGCCGCGGAGGACCAGGCGAGUCAGGAGAGCUGGAUCAAAGCCCUGCUGUCGGCCAGCCACAGCUACCUGGCCCUGCUGGUGAUGGACAUGGAGAAGAAGUACAGAGAUGCUUUGAAUGAAUUUUCCAGUAAACCAAGCAAACCCUUCGUGAUGCCCAGCUUCCCCACAGCAGCAGACGCGAGCUCUCCGAGCACAGCUGCUUCAUAUUCAGCUCAGGUUUUAGGAGCCGGAGCCCCUCUGAGCUCCAACCCCGAGCUUCAAGUUCCAAACAGAUCAGCUAACAAGAAAUCAUCCAAAAUGUGGCCCCAAAGAACCUCAGACAUGGUGCCUGUUGGAACUCUUGCUCAGGGUCUGGGUCUGGGUCUGGGUCUGGGUCUUGUCUCCGAGGACGAUUUCAUGAAACUACAUGAAGAAUUCGGAAAGGAAAUUAAGGAACUGAUUGCUGAUUGGUCAAAGAAAAAACACGGUGGUGGAUUUGUUCAGGAAGAAAACUUGAUUGAUUUUGGAUGAAAAAAUAUAUAUAAAAAAUUAAAAGAUUUCAUAUCGGAAUAUGAAARAGUUGUUUAAAUGUUGUGAACUGGAGGACUAAUUUAAAGACACAUUUCAUGUUUUUGUUGCCUUGUUUUUAAUUUUAUUUUUAUGCCAUAAAUGGAUCAAUAAAUGAUCUGUUUUGCUCAAGUUGAGGUGAUUUUUAAAGACAUUGUAAAAAUAACUUUACAUGAAAUGUUGCCUCAAACAUUCAUCCUGACAGUUUAGACAGAUUUACAAAAAAUGAUAAAUUUGCCACAUUUAAAUAUUAAACUAGAGAAGAAAAUUCAGAAUGAACACAGUACACAAUGACUACUGAAAUUUACUGAUGAAACUGAACUGUAUAAGCAGAACACAAGGUAAAAGGAGGAAAAUGCUAACUAAAAGUACAACCCCAAUUUCAAUGAAGUUGAGGAGUUAUGUAAAACAAAAACAGAACUCGAUGAUUUUUACUGAUUUUUGACUUUUGUUGUCCCUGUCCCAGAUGUUUUGUGAAUAUUUACAAAAAUAUCAAUAAAGUUUAUAUGUUUAAACAUUAA